AUGAGCAUCUUCGUGAUCAUGAGUUUGUUGGUCUCAAUACCACUGUGCCAAACAGCGUUGUUCGUAUGUGAUAAAAAUCUUGUUCCAUGUGGUUGUGGACCAGUAUCCGUUGGAAUCAAUGCACGAAUUGUGAAUGGUGAAAACGCGAUACAAAAUAGUUGGUCAAUGAUCGCUUCGUUAAGAUACGACGCAUCUAUGUCCCAUCACAUAUGCGGAGGAACCAUUCUCAAUGAAUAUCAUGUUCUCACAGCAGCUCAUUGUGUCGAUCCGUCGGUCACUGGCAUUACUUUUAAGAACAUGUCUGUUGCUUUCGGACUAUUUCAAUUAUCUCAAACAAAUGGGAUUAUCCGUAGAAUUAACCAAGUAUUUAUUCAUCCAUUGUGGAACUCAGAUGCACGUUAUAUUGUGAAUGACAUUGCGAUUCUUCGUUUGAAUCAAUCGAUUAAUUUAGAUGGAAAUUCAUCGUUAACACGAACAUGCCUUCCCGCGCAUUUAAACAAUUCGGAAGAAAUGCUUAUGUACCCACCGAAUAAUACAGACCUCGUCGUUGUCGGAUGGGGUCUGCUCAAUACAUCAGGUAGUAUUUCAGAUGUUUUACAGCAAGUUACUAUUAAAUUAAUUGACCAACGAGAUAGAAUUUGUGCAAGCACAACCUUUGACCCAUCAAGUCAAUUUUGUGCUGGUUUAGAUCAAGGUGGAAAAGGACCAUGUUAUGGUGAUUCAGGUGGGCCGAUAUUUCAAUGGAUCGGCGAUCGUUGGCAACAAGUUGGUAUUGUUUCCUACGGCGAGAUGGGUUGUGCAGUAAAAGGCUAUCCAGGUGUCUUCACGCGAAUAAAUUACUUCCUCGAUUGGAUUCAUUUCACUAUUCAAUUAAAUAACACUAAGCAAACAGCUCUACCGGUUAAUACAACACAGAAAACUAUCUAUCAAUGCUGGUCGGAGUAUUUCGCAUGUGGUUGUUCUCGGCGAAAUGUUAUUUUAUCUUCAAAUCAAAAUGCUUUACCGUACAGUUGGUCAAUGGUGGUCGCUAUUUAUAUUCAGAAUAGGUAUGUAUGCACUGGUACGAUUCUCGACGAUUAUUUUAUUUUGACAACAGCAAACUGUGUGAAGAAUUCGUUGCUGAGAAGUAUAACCAUUCACGCCGGUAUUUAUUAUCAAACAGAAGCCGAUGCAUUCAUUCGACAAGUUGAUCAAAUUUCUAUCCAUCCGAACUAUAAUUCAAAUCUUCAUGAUAUCGCAGUUUUACGUUUAUCAGAAUCGUUAAACAUAGAAGAGAAUAUUUUUCUUUCAAAAACGUGUUUGUCUUCAACAACUGAUCAAUCUAAUUUACGCUCAGUUGUCGUCAGUGGAUGGAAUGUGAUGUUUCUAUCUGAAAUUUUACAACAAGUGCAACUCACUGCAGUGGAUAGUAAUGAUCCUAACUGUUCCCUUCCGAUCGACCAACAACAGUAUCAAUUUUGUGCCCUUCUAAAUCUUUGUGUAGGAAGUAAUUAUAGUAAUCCGAUGUUUGUUUUUGAUGGAUAUCAUUGGAUCCAAGUCGGCCUUUCGUCGUAUUGUAAAGUAUCGAAUGCGAUUGGUGUUUUUACACGAUUGAACGUAUAUAAUGACUGGAUAUGGUCAAUUGUUGACUCACAUCAACUCGAACGAUCGACGGUUUAUCAUUGUGAUAAAAGAAGUUCAUGUGGUUGUGGAGAAAAUGACGUCCGUGCCGAGCUGAAUGCUGAAAAUGCCGUUGUUAAUAGUUGGCCGAUGAUUGUUUCAAUUCGAGUUUACGAUACUCAUGAUUAUGGUUUCAAUGAUGAGAGUUCAUUUUAUGAUAUCGCUAUUAUUGGUUUGGAUCUGGCACUUCCGUUGAAUAAUCAUUCAUUACCACUGGGGAAAAUAUGUGUAUCAAAUACAACCAAUGAAGACUUACAAGGAAAUUCCGUUUUGUUCAUGGUCGGAUGGAGAAAUCUGAGAAAAGAAGAUGCUCUUCAGCAAGUGUCUACUAAGCUAGUUAAAAGUCAAGAUCAAUUUUGUGGAAAUAUUUUUGUUAAUGAGACUUAUCAGUUUUGUCUUAGGUCUUCAAGCAACAACACUGAUAUCUACUCGAAUUAUUUAUGCUACAGUGAUGUGGGUAAUCCGAUUUUAAUAUAUAAAAACAAUCAUUGGGAACAAAUUGGAAUAGUUCUAUAUAAAUAUUAUUGUGCGUCUGUUGGAUACCCAGAUGUUUAUCUGCGACUGUCGUCGCAUAUCGAAUGGAUACAGAAUGUAACGAAUUCAUCGUUAACAACAUAUACAUCAAUCAAUUAUAAUAACGCAAUCGGUUAUUAUCAUCAACAGAAUUUCAUAUUUAUCUUGAGUUCUCUCUUUAUUUUCUUUCUAUACUUAUAA
Molecule: messenger RNA, 2373 nt
Organism: Adineta ricciae
Lineage: Eukaryota; Metazoa; Rotifera; Eurotatoria; Adinetida; Adinetidae
Source: the annotation of a GenBank genome assembly